AUGAACUUCGAAGCGCCAACCUCCAUUCCACCGCGGACUAGCUCUGCAAAUGCUACAAAUGGCCCCGCAAGCCCCCCGCCCAAGUCCAAGCACCGUCGCAACAAGUCCAGUGUCGAUGGCACCAAAUACAAAGAUGGCACUUGGUCUCCCAAGAAUGAGGAAAUCCUCAUGGGCCCCUACGAUUAUCUCCAGGCCCACCCAGGAAAGGAUAUCCGCCGCUCAAUGAUCGAGGCCUUCAACUCCUACCUCCAAGUCCCACCGGACAGCUUGGCCAUCAUCACCCGCGUCGUAGCUAUGCUGCACACGGCCUCAUUGCUGUCAGUUUGGCCCCCAAAACCCCAAUCCCAAUCCACCCUGUCAACUCACCUCCAACAUAUGACUGACCCUGGCAUUUUUAACUUCAGAAUCGAUGACGUCGAAGACAAUUCCGUCCUCCGCCGCGGCAUCCCCGUCGCCCACAACAUCUUCGGCACGGCCCAGACAAUCAACAGCGCAAACUAUGUCUACUUCCUCGCGCUCCAGGAGGUCCAAAAACUCAACAAUCCAACCGCCAUCAAUAUCUUCGUAGCCGAGCUCCUGAACCUCCACCGCGGCCAGGGCAUGGACCUCUUCUGGCGCGACACGCUCAACUGCCCGACGGAGGACGAAUACCUCGAGAUGGUGGGCAAUAAGACGGGUGGACUGUUUCGGCUUGCGGUGAAGUUGAUGCAAGCGGAGAGCGCGACGGGUAAGGACUGUGUCAGCCUUGUGAAUGUCUUGGGCCUGAUCUUUCAGAUCUGUGAUGAUUAUUUGAAUCUCUCCAACACCACGUAUACGCAGAAUAAGGGCAUGUGCGAAGAUUUGACCGAGGGCAAAUUUUCCUUCCCGAUCAUUCACAGUAUUCGCUCGAAUCCAGGGAGUCACCAGCUUAUUAGUAUUCUGAAGCAGAAGACCACUGACGAAGAGGUGAAGCGCUAUGCCGUGCAGUAUAUGCAGAGUACGGGGAGCUUUGAACAUUGUCGGACGGUUGUUCAGGGAUACCGGGAUCAGGCGUUGUUGUUGAUUGAUGCGAUUGAUGCUACUCCAUGUAUCAAUGGUGCUGGGGAUGGAACUUUGGUGCGCGCCGUUUUGAAUAAGAUUGUGAAUACAACUCUGGAGAGUACAGUGUCUUGA
Messenger RNA from Penicillium verhagenii, 1152 nucleotides. RefSeq names its product FPP/GGPP synthase family protein. The transcript has a single exon. Bases 1 to 1152 code for a protein of 383 amino acids. Gene Ontology annotation, biological process: isoprenoid biosynthetic process. Gene Ontology annotation, molecular function: prenyltransferase activity. The record is from RefSeq and is a predicted model, not a curated record. NCBI's taxonomy places the organism in Eukaryota, Fungi, Ascomycota, Eurotiomycetes, Eurotiales, Aspergillaceae.